GGGUUGUUUGAGUAUCAGAACAUCUAAUAGGUUUCAUUCAUAUUCAUCUGAAUAAUAAAAUAGUUUUUCAUUCAUACACCGAAAAUCUCAGACAUAAGAGGAAAGAUGGUUAUUUUUUACUUUCCUUGUUUGCUUUUGUUAACCAUGUCCUCAAGUUAUGGCUUUGCAGAUAUAACCACAUCGAGUCCUUUGUCAAUAAGACAAUCUCUCAGCUCUCCAGAUGGAUCCUUCGAACUAGGAUUCUUCAGUCCGAACAGCUCCCAAAAUCAUCAAUACGUUGGAAUCUGGUUCAAGAGAGUCACUCCUCGGGUAUACGUUUGGGUAGCUAAUAGAGAAAAUCCAGUCACGAGCUCCACGGCGAGUCUUACAAUCAGCGGUAAUGGAAGUCUCGUCUUGCUUGAUGAGAAACAAAAAGUUCUCUGGUCAUCUGGAGAAGAAGCUCUCACAUCUAACGAAUGUCGUGCUGAGCUUUCAAACUCCGGAAAUCUUCUUCUCAUAGAUAACGUUACUGGAACAUAUAUAUGGCAAAGUUUUGAGCAUCCUGCUGAUACUAUGCUUCCUCUGUCAUCGCUCAUGUAUGAUAUUCCUAACAACUCGAGGCGUGUGUUGACUUCUUGGAAGAGUAACACAGAUCCAUCUCCUGGGGAGUUUCUAGGAGAGCUUACUACAGACGUUCCACCUCAAGGACUUGUAAGGAAAGGCUCGACACCUUACUGGAGAAGCGGGCCAUGGAGGGAAACAAGGUUCUCAGGGAUACCAGAAAUGGAUGCAACAUAUGUAAACCCAUUACAGGUGGUCCAAGAUGUGGUGAAUGGCACAGGAGUUUUGACAUUUUGCGCACUAAGAAACUAUGAUGUGUCAUACAUCAAGCUAACAUCAAAUGGGUCACUGGAUAUUCACCGUAGUAACGGUGGCACCACCGGCUGGAUUAAGCAUUUUCAAGGUCCUUUAAGCUCAUGUGAUCUCUACGGUACAUGUGGACCUUAUGGUUUGUGUAUCAGGUCGGUUAGUACACCAACCUGCAAAUGUUUGAAAGGGUUUGUGCCCAAGUCAGAUGAUGAGUGGAACAGAGGAAUCUGGACUCGUGGGUGUGUGAGACGAACAGAGUUAUCAUCAUGUCAAGAAAACUCUUCUUCAACAGCAGAAACCAAAGACACAACAGACAGGUUUUACCGUGUUGCCAAUAUUAAGCCUCCGGAUUUUUACGAACUGGCAAGCUUUGGUGAUGCAGAGCAAUGCCGUCAAGGAUGUCUCCGCAACUGUUCUUGCUCGGCCUUUGCCUAUAUUAAUGGAAUUGGAUGCUUAGUGUGGAACCAAGAGCUAUUGGACACGGUUCAGUUUAGUGAAGGAGGAGAUUUUCUUUCCAUCCGUCUUGCACGUUCUGAGUUAGCUGGAAGCAAGAGAACCAAGAUCAUCGCUGCUAGCUCUAUCAGCCUCUGCGUGUGUAUAAUCUUGGGGCUUGUGGCAUUUGGAUGUUGGAGAUACAGACUUAAAGAAAAUGGUGAAGCUCGUGCAUGGGAAUCAUGGACUGAAACCGGAGGAGUUGAUCUGUUGGAUCAGGACAUUGCUGAGUCCGAGUCAGAUUCAGUUGAGGCAGUGAUGAGAUGUGUUCAGAUAGGUUUGCUAUGUGUUCAGCACCAAGCAACGGACAGACCAAACAUCAAACAAGUUGUGACAAUGCUGACUUCGACAAUAGAUCUUCCAAAGCCGAAACAACCAAUGUUUGUUUUGGAUACGAGUGACGAGGAUUCUCUGUCUCUUAAAGACGAUACAAUGUUGAAAAGACAUCGCUCCUGUGUGGAAUUGUUACCCCACGAUGUGGUAGAGCUCAUCCUCGAGGGACUUCCCGUGGAGUCUCUGCUACGAUUCAAGUCUGUGUCCAAGAAGUGGAAAUCGACAAUCGAGUCCCAACGUUUCCAAGAAGGACAAUGGAUCCGUCGCAGGCAAUCACGAGGUCCAGAUUUCCUUUGCAUGUGCCUCAAUUAUCCUAGUAGUAGUGAUGAUGAUGAUGAUGAUGAUGAUGAUGCUGAUCUGGACACAGAUGCUCCAAGAAUUGGUUAUCAUGGUGAUGAUGGUCCUGACACAGAUGCUCAAAGAACUGUGGUGGUGGGGUCAUCAAUAGUUUCUACGGUAAGGUUCCCUACUUCAGGAAGCAUGUUUUGCUAUGGUAGUUGUGACGGUCUAGUAUGCCUCUACACACUCUCAAUGUGCACACCGAGUGUCAGCGUCGUGGUGAAUCCCGCGACUAGAUGUCAUCGAAGUUUUCCUCUUUCAACCUAUCAACAGCUUCUCAGCAAGAAGUUUAGAUACCCAAGUCCUGAGCUUGGAUUCGGUAAAGACAAAGUAAGGGGAACGUACAAGCCGGUGUGGUUAUAUAAUUCAUCCGAGCUUGGUCUAGACAACGUUACAACUUGUGAGGUAUUCGAUUUUAGCACCAAUGCUUGGAGGUACGUUGUCCCUGCUUCUCCUUUUCGGAUUCAUCCUUACUCGAGGCCCCCGUGUAUUUAG
Messenger RNA from Thlaspi arvense, 2508 nucleotides. The record is from the annotation of a GenBank genome assembly. NCBI's taxonomy places the organism in Eukaryota, Viridiplantae, Streptophyta, Magnoliopsida, Brassicales, Brassicaceae.